AUGACGGCGAUCGCAAAGAGUACAGUGCUCGACGUCCCGCGAGAUCCAUUUCCCGCAGUCCUUCAGCCGACGGACGCGCGAAAAAUGGCCGAAAACAAUCCUCUGUACGAGAUGAAUCCCCCGUUGAAGAUCGGUGGAGAGACGAUAGAAGGUCACGCCCGAGGUAGAAAGGAUAUUGCAGUCAAUUCUCCCCCAAAACACCAGACAUUGACUGAAAUGGAUAACCUCCAUGCUAUUCAGAAACAGCUGGAGUUCUACUUCAGUGACGCUAACUUAUCGCGCGACGGUUUCUUCAAGUCGCAAGUGCAAAACAGUGCAGAUCGGUCCCUCAGCAUUGAGCUCUUGCUGAACUGCAAUCGCCUACGCCUGCUUGCACGCGUGCGCUCUUCUAAUAACUACGACGAGGUGAAGGACAAGUUCUACGAUCUUCAAACCUUCAUCGGCCGUGUGGAGGCUAACAAAUCGAUUAGAGUAGAGUUGCUAACUUGCUACGAUAUAGGUGGUUGCAACGGCAACGGACCGUUCCUGCUGUUGAAAUCUACAGAAAAGGAUUCCCUACUUACAACCUAA
This is a messenger RNA of Dibothriocephalus latus, 570 nucleotides long. The record is from the annotation of a GenBank genome assembly. NCBI's taxonomy places the organism in Eukaryota, Metazoa, Platyhelminthes, Cestoda, Diphyllobothriidea, Diphyllobothriidae.